Molecule: messenger RNA, 3991 nt
Organism: Megalopta genalis
Lineage: Eukaryota; Metazoa; Arthropoda; Insecta; Hymenoptera; Halictidae
Source: RefSeq, a predicted model, not a curated record
UGGGAGCCGUGCUAUAAACCAGCGAUUUAAUAACCCACAGAGAAGUUAGACCGUCAAAGCUCGAGACGCGGAACUGCAGCUGCCGGCGCGGCGCGGCGCGGCGCGGUGUGUUGGUUUAAAAAUUGCAGUUCCAGCCAGGCCGACACGUGGGGGCCUUUUUUACGACUGAUUUGAUGUUGUGGCAGCCGCAGAGCUCUGUGACGGACAGAACCGUUCGCCGUUACGGAGGUUUAAAAGCAGCAGUAAAAGGACCUUCGGAGAGCGGUGCGCUGUUGCUGUAUCGCGGCCGCGUACACAGGACAAGCGGAUGCGAUAUGGAUCUACGGUUCAGGCAGAUGUACAGCAUUGGAAAACAAGUGAAAGUCGAGGUAAAAGGUGGACAGAGAUCUCACAAGCAACAGCUAAAUGUUGCCAUAAGAGAAGACGACAUUCCGGUGUUCGAAACCAGGCUCCACCCUUAACGAAACUCGUCGAACUUACCCCGAAGCAAACACUCGCCAUUGAAACAACAACGAUAAAUCUCGGCCGGUCGGUAUACCUUAAACUCGAAAAUACAGUAAUUUCGUGGUUGUAACCGCGCGUGAACUCGAAAAGUCAUUGAAAAUGAAGGGGAAUUACCGGCGUAAUCUAUCUGCAACGUCGAAAACCCAGGCGGGACGUUGUUGUACGGAAGAUUCGUUGGUAGCCGAGGUCGUGUGCGGAGCCUAAAUGGUAGACGUUCGGCUAUAUUUUAUCCUUUCUUCUUGCUUCUUCAACUCGUCUACCAUUUCCCGCUGGCUCUCUAUAACAUUUCAUUAUUACGAGUCGGCCACGCCAUCCAUGAUUUAUCUGCAGGCGAGCGUUUUCUCUGCGAAAGAGGGUUCGCGUGGAGGCAGAGAUGUCUUGGUGACUCCGUCACGAAACAACGGAGCCGAGCAACGUGGAAAACGCUGGCGAACAACGUGAGGGAAACGGGCAAACCGUGGGCCGGCAAGAACCGCGCUCGUGCAUGGAGUACGUAAUUAAGAAAAUGAAAUCACCAUGAGAUUCACGUUUACGGCUGCGACUUCGAGAAUACGUCGGCCCUUUUUUCUCUCGUCGAUUCGCUUCUUUGUUCAUCUGUGCUACCUGCAAUUAACGAUCGCUUUAUCUAGCAAGCUUCCCGAGACCUGGAAACGGCGAUCCGCUGAUAAUUCAAUGAUUUUAUGGAACCGAACGAUGCGAACAGACUCGGUGCUGGACAAACGCGAAUAAGACGCUCGACAUGUGUACACUGCCGCUCAAAAGUAUGUACCAAUUCUAUAGAAACUGCGACGUAUAAUGUUCAGACUGCGGAACUUUAUGCAAAAUAAAGAUUGUCCGUGCGAUUUUGUUUCUCUCAUGAAUAAGUUUAAUAAGUUGUAAUUAUCAUGUCAACAUUUUUUAGUUUCUUCUAAUUUAUCACUAUUUCACCUAUGCUGUUUCAAUAGUUUGAUAGUUUAAGGAAAGGUUACAGCGAUGAGACAUCGUCGAUUUAUGUUAAAAGUUACGAGACACCGGAGCUUUCUUCGAACCCAAGUUUGUUUAAUAAGAUCCUUGUCACUUGUUUCGAUAAGAAUUCAGCAAACUCUACACAUAAAAAAAGCUUAGACAGUUCGUUAGUACAAAAAUCUUCAUUAUUACUUGCACAAGGUAUAACAAUUGCUGUUUUUAGAACGGUACAAUUUUAUAAAUACUGCUUUAUGACAAAGCUUGAUACGGAUAACUGACAAUGAUUCAUAUUAUACUGAUAAAAUAAUUAUCACUUGCUUCUAUAACGCUUACGCUACGGGCUAUAAACCUUAGAAAGUACGAUAUUAUAAAAAUCUUCGAUUUUAAUUGCACAAGAUAGCUUACAGGUUAUAAAGCGUUCCAUUAUUGCAUCAAUUUUGACUACUUCGUUAGUAGUACUACUUAGUUCUACUACUAAAACUUUCUACAAGAGUACUUUCUACUGCUUGCAGCAUUUCGUGCUGAAAGCAGAACUUAGGCGACUCAUUGCAACAAAAUUGUAGCAUGUCUUCAUUCUAAUUGGUCGCUUUAAUAGCGCAACUGCUCAUUGCGUCACUAAAAGACGUAAUCAAGCUAUCAUCUCGAGACGAACGAGAAAUACUGCGCUUCCAUUUCCAUUGAAUUAUUCGUUGAUAUAAAAAAAGCGAUGUCGAUUUGAUCCAUCGAAAAGUAAUAUUAACAGGUGUACCUCGACACGUUACACACAAUACAUCGACGACUGCUCGACGCUUUUAAAGACUCUACAAUUCAAAUUUAAAAAUCCACUUCGCUGAAGUCGAUAGCAACAAUAGCAACGUUGAUUAUAUUAUCAAUCGAUGAAUCAUCGCUAGCGAUAAAAUCAAACCAUUCCUUUCGAGAUCGUUAUGGACUAGUCCACGAACGUUAAGCCAUCGAGUUUAGUCUUGCCACAGUACCUCAAACUCAGUCUCCAGACCCGAGAGAUUUUUCAAGAUCCUGGUAUUUUGGUGUCAUUUGCUGGCACUUUGUAGUUCUUCAAGCCAGAUGACGGCUUUUAUCAGUGAUUCGUUGUCGAAACUCAUCAUGGCCGCGGAGGACACGCAACGCGUCAAAAUUCUCUGCAAGAAGAUAGCUGGGAUCAGCAACCAGCUGACUGACUUCGAGGAGUACCUGCGAACAUUCCAGGAUGAUCCAAACGCAACUGAAUUAACCUGCAGGCUUCAACGGCUGAAGGACGUUUACGCUGGCUGCGACGACAUCCAAGCAGAAUUGGAGGUUCUUCAAGAAGGCAUAAACGUAGAGAUAGUACGCUCCGCCUUGGAGAAGCAUUACAUACGAGUAGUCACCGCAGCAGAGGUGCUGCGGUCGAAAUUCAAGAGCACCGAUUCGAACAAUAGAGACAUUGUUCAUUUUGAGAAAUUUCUUCGUUUUGACGGCAAAUUCGAGGAUUGGCUGUCUUUCAAACAUAAAUUCUUAUCGGUAAUCGACAACCACGAUGGACUCUCUGACGUGCAAAAAUUCAAAUUACUUUGCACGGCAUUAUCCGGUGAGCCAGCCAAUGCCAUCAAUGCACUGGCAAUGACCAAUGCCAACUACCAUAAAGCUUGGCAAAUGCUUGAAGAUACGUAUACCCAUAAGAGACUCACCGUCGAACGGCAUGUGGAGCUUCUUCUAGAAACGGCUCCCGUAACCAAGGAAACUGCAAGCAAUUUACGAGUUUUCGUAAAUCACAUCCAGCAUCAUCUUCGGUCCCUCACUGCUCUCAACGUUCCAGUCCAGAAUUGGGACGCUCUUCUUCUCCCUAUUCUGCUGCCCAAACUCAAUCAGGAGACGAGGACAGCCUUCGCCGGCACGCUCAAGGGCAAGCAGAUAACCAAAAUCGAGACGCUGCUCAUGUUCCUCUCACAACGUGCGAAGGCACAGAUUGAUGAUUCCCCUAGCCUCAUUCCCCUUCGUUCUUCUGGUUGCCGACAGCGGACAGAGAGAAUGAAAGAGAGAGAAACUCAGGGCAGUCGAUGAAAAAGGACAGCGACCAGUAUGUCGGUGUACAUUAACAUCUUAAUGGCCGCUCGCACAACAUGUAUGUGAUGCUUUAAUAAUCAUCACACAAAGGAAAAAUAUUCAAUUUAUUGUAUUAAAUAUGUUGUUAUUAUUGUUGUAUACGUCACCUUUUACUUUAACACUUAAAAAUCUAUUUAGUGUAAUUUUUUGAAGAAUGCAUCAAUUAUAUGGUUAACCAAAUUUAUCUUGUUUAUAUUAUUAAUAAGGUAUAUCAUAAUUGCACUACUAAAAAGUGUAUUAUAAUUACACUAUUAAUACUUUGACCGCCACAGCACCCACAUCUGGGUGACAGAGUUAUUUAAAAUUUAAUUUUCGAAAAUUAAUUUCUUUGCUAUAGUCCACUGUAAUUUCUUAAUUUUAUUAAAAUUCACAAGAGGUAAGAAUGUUUGAAAAGUAAUGUAUGUCACAUGCUAUGUAAUGUUUAUGUGUAUAUUUCACUGAAUAAAAUACUUUAAUUUCAUGA